Molecule: messenger RNA, 2700 nt
Organism: Archocentrus centrarchus (flier cichlid)
Lineage: Eukaryota; Metazoa; Chordata; Actinopteri; Cichliformes; Cichlidae
Exons: 16
Coding region: 1-2523 (840 amino acids)
Biological process (GO): immune response; cell surface receptor signaling pathway
Cellular component (GO): external side of plasma membrane
Molecular function (GO): transmembrane signaling receptor activity
Source: RefSeq, a predicted model, not a curated record
AUGGCACCCAAACCCCUACUUCUGAAAUUUGGAGACCUACUCAUUGACAUAGAUAGUUCCCCCAUCUCACCUUCAUCAUAUGUUCAUGACUUGGGUGUUGUCUUAGACUCCAUGCUUUCAUUCAAGAAUCAUAUCAAAUCAGUCACUAAAACAGCCUUUUACCACCUUAUGAACAUCUGUAGACUCCAGCCUGUACUUACAGAUUCUAUAGCAGAGACCCUUAUCCGUGCCUUUUUCACCACACUGCUGGACUACUGCAAUUGGGUGUUUUUCGGGAUCUCCGACAAAGCCCUGGACAGGCUCCAGUAUGUCCAGAAUUCAGCUGCCAGCCUACUAACCCGCACUAAGGUCUGGCAACACAACACCCCCACCUUUAUUAAGCUACACUGGCUCCCAGUAAAGUCUCGGAUUGUGUACAAGAUCCUUCUCUUCACUUACAACUCCCUCAGUGCUUUGGCCCCUCAGUAUUUGUCCGACUUCUUGCACCCAUACAAACAGCCUUGGACAAUAUGGUCCUCAGCCAUGGGUCUGCUUUUUGUUCCUCGUGCCAACCUCCACACCUUUGGGGACAGAGCUUUCAAUGCUGUGUUAACUAUUGAACCCAACUGUUCCAGUUUUUUUAUUGGAGAGUUUGUUACCAUCAUGUGUGGCAUGAAUGAAGGAGCAGACACUGACUGGGAAUACAAACUCAACAAGGAUGGUCGAGAAUUUGUCCCCUACAACACACACAAAGACUACAGAAUAAAGAUUUCAUCUACAGGUUACAGUGGUGAAUAUCAGUGUUCUGGUCGCAGGAAGAGCUCACGUUAUACAAAGCGCAGUAACACUGUCUCUGUAACUGUAUCAGCAGGUAAACCCAGGGCCACACUGACAGCAGGAACAACAAUCAUACCAGUAGGGGGCAGUGUGAUACUGACCUGCUCUGUGGGGAGAUCUGAUGAGUGGAAAUAUGAGUGGUUCAGACGCACCCAAAGAACCACUGAAGUUCAAAUCAGAAGAGAUGAUCAACAAAACAGAGUUUUCAGAGUAUCUCAAGGAGGAAUCUACAGAUGCAGAGGAGGAAGAGGAGACCCAGUUUUCAACACGUAUCAAAGUGAUGAAGUCAGCAUUAAGAUAACCUUUUCCAAUAAAGUUGCUGUAAAACAACAACAACACAACUGGACUCAGAUAUUCAGCGGUGAGACGAUCACUCUGACAUGUGAGGUGGAGGAAGGAGGUGAACCCACUGAGUGGGAGUAUGAAUGGAGAGGACCCUGGCGAACUACACAGUGGAGAAAUAAUUAUUUGACAUUCAGAGUUUCUGAGUCCACCAGUGGAGACUACAUGUGUAAGAGUCGACGCAGAGAUGACUCAUAUUCUUCAACAGAGUGGAGUGAAGCCUUCACACUGUCAGCAUCAACAGAUAAACCCAGGGCCACACUGACAGCAGGAACAACAAUCAUACCAGUAGGGGGCAGUGUGACACUGACCUGCUCAGCAGGGAGAUCUGAUGAGUGGAAAUAUGAGUGGUUCAGACGCACAGAAAUAACCUCUGAGGUUCAAAUCAGAAGAGAUGAUCAACCAAACAGAGUUAUCAGAGUAUCUCAAGGAGGAAUCUACAGCUGCAGAGGAAGAAGAGGAUACCCAGUUUACUACACUGACAUAAGUGCUGAAGUCAUCAUUGAGAUAACCUUUUCCAAUAAAGUUGCUGUAAAACAACAACAACACAACUGGACUCAGAUAUUCAGCGGUGAGACGAUCACUCUGACAUGUGAGGUGCAGGAAGGAGGUGAACCCACUGAGUGGGAGUAUGGAUGGAGAGGACCCAGAAAAACCACACAGUGGACACACAAUAAUUCCUGGAUUUUCAAUAUUUCUGAGUCCAGCAGUGGAGACUACACGUGUAAGAGUCGACGCAGAGAUGACUCAUAUUCUUCAACAAAGUGGAGUGAAGCCUUCACAGUGUCAGCAUCAAGUAAGUCAUGGGGCGGGUUGGAAAGCUUUUCAUUUCUUGUCCCCUUAAUCAUUGGACUUGUUUGUGGUAUUUUACUGAUUCUUCUUCGGCUGUUGUGUCACUUCAAACUGGCAAAGGGAUCAAGUUCUAUCAGCGGGACUCAGAGCACAAAUCAGAGCUCUGCUACAAACCACAUGAUCAACCAGGAUGAAGCUCAACACAACCAACACACUUCUCCUCUCCAAGGUGAUGCUUGUCUCUUUAAAUCAAUCAAAGACCACAAUGACACAGAAAAUGGUGACAGCAGGUUGUGUGGACAAUCAACAGCCUCCUACAAUCAAGCUAAAGCCAGUGGAGACAAAGAAAAAUCGGAUCCUGCAGCAGCUGAUGAAACAAUUUAUUCUGACAUCAAACUGCGAACAGCUCUUGAUAACAGCCUGUCGUGUACUCAGGUCAUUUACAAUCAAGCUAAAACCAAGACAGACAAAGGAAAAUUGGCUCCUGCAGCAGCUGAUGAAACAGCUCUUGAUGAUGUGCUGUAUGCUCAGGUCUUCUACAAUAAAACUGAAUGCAAGAAUGACAAAGAUUAAUAAGAUACGUGUCUGCAAAACCAACUGAAUGGAGGACAAAACGAAAUGUAUUUCAUAUAAAUGUAAUUAUGGACUGUAUUAUUAACAAGCUUUAGAGCUUUAGCACCAAAUGGUGGUGUUGCCUUGAGAUUAUGAUCUUUUUCAUGUUGACAUGAGCUCUUAUUGAACUGCAUGUAC